UAGACAGAUGGGCUUGUCCGCUCCUGUAUGUCGUGAUUAAGUUUUCACUAAAAACACCAAAAUACAUCAUCAGUAAUUUAAGUACAGAAUAAAUUACACGAAUAUGUGGUUCUUUUUUAGGACUUUUGUUUGCUUUUGAAAAUCACAAUCUAUAUUACUUUACCUCAAAUGACAUUUUCUCGGCUUCUGUUUAAAAAUGAUGUUUACCUGUUGGCAAGAAAUUUUAAUUUGAAAAAAAAAAACAUUACUUAUCUGAGUGUAGAUUGUUCAUGCUAUUUAGAGCGGACCUUUGUCCUCUUGUUCAAGUUUGGACAACGCUUUAUGAAGUUUUCAGACCCAGUGCAAUCUUAUCAAGAGAAAUUGUCGAGUCAAGCCAGGCGAAGAUAUUUUGAGAUAACGUGAGAAUCGCCAUUUUCGUCGUCCUUUUGUAAAGUCUCUGUGACAAAACAAUCAUCUACUGGAAGCUAAAAGCUUGGAUUAGGGUCGAAACUGUCAGAGUAGAUAAAGGCCUCAGGAAGCGUUUGGGAUUAAGUGUCAGCUAUUUCAUUUGCACCUCAAAAAAAGCGUCUUUCAGCUCUAGCAGUAGGGUGGAGUUUAUUUCUCUAAGUUUUAAACCUCAUUUGGGAUCAAAGGUACCGAAAGGCCAUUUAAUCGACAAAAUUCCAAAUUUUAGGUUUUCUUUUCCUAUUAUAUAUGCUAACAUUUACUCGCUGAAGAUCACUGUUGAAUCAACAUUGAGGAAAAAAACUUAUUUAGCCAGUCGAUUCCGAAUACGAGUUUAAACUAUUUGUGACUAGUAAUAAACCUUGGGUUGUUUACAGCCAAUUACAUCGGUCUAGAUGUGUCAGUGUAAUUCGUCGAACUAUCCACAAAGCGUCGGAUCUCUCUUUGGUGAAUAUCCCUGCUAAGAUUAUUCUGUACAUCAGCUGCAGUUACAAAGUUCAAGAGUCGAGCAAACAGAGACAUAUCGAGUUUAUCACGUAUUUUCAUUACAGAAAUAUUUCGAAGCUCUGAAAACAGUCUCGGAUACUAUGGGUGGUUCAAAUAUGACAAACAAUAACACUUUUGAAAAUGGUACAUCGAGACCUGAUUUGCUCUGCUCAUCCACAAGUCCUGACACGGAUUUAACAAAAGCUUGGAAGACAAUUUCUUACUGCGUUAUCAUCCUUGCAUCUCUCUUUGGAAAUACAUUGGUUAUACUGGUGGUGUACAAGAAAAGACGAAUGAGGACAACAACAAAUUUCAUUAUAGUAAACAUGGCUGUAAGUGACAUGUUCUUUGCGGUCUUCACAACUCCUCCAUCCAUUCGAACAAUUUACGUAGGAGAUUAUUUGUUGGUUCGUGGGAUAACAGCUGACCUGAUUUGCAAGCUUGUCACCUUCAUACAGCAAGUCUCGCUAGCAGUUUCCAUAUUAUCUCUUACCGCUAUCGCCUUUGACCGUUUCUUCGCCAUCCUGUUUCCAUUUCGAAAAAUCAUCAACCGCCGGACAACAAAAGUCCUCGUCGCUCUUACUUGGCUGAUAGGCGCCGUGUUCACAGCUCCUGUUCUGUAUGCUAACAGGACUGUCGUGGAAGACGGAAGCGACAAACUUACUUGUAAGGAAGUCUGGGAGCCUCUUUUCAACAGCAGCAAAGCUAGGAGUGAUUACACUUUCGUCCAGUUCGGCUUUCUUUACGCAGGACCACUCACAGUUAUAGCGGUACUUUACACGGCAAUCGUUAUCGAGUUAUGGCGAGGGAAUUCCGUCAAAUUUCGCGCAAAGGCCAACUAUCAAGAAGUCGAGAAAUCAAAUAAGAAAGUGCUUAAAAUGCUUGUCACGGUAAUUGUAGUUUUCGCUCUUUUUUGGCUCCCGAUAUACAUAUUUCAAUUCCUAGUUUAUACUGGUAAUGAGGGAUGCUCUGUCCGUGGAGUGAUUCAAUUUAUUGGGUAUUUUCUUUGCCAAGCCACAAGCGCUGUUAAUCCGUUCAUCUACGCAAUCUAUAGCGAGAAUUAUCGUAGUGGUUUUAGAGCUGUCUUACACAACUUAAUUUAUUGUCAAGGAAGAAAGCUCUUCCACAGAGAGUCUUCGAGAGGAGAAAGUUUAAGUGGCCGACGUGAAAAAAAGGUAGAGUUGUACUUUCUGUAAUAUAUUUGACUUAAUGAUUGUUUUUUACUGGCCGAGGAGUCUUUCUCAAAAUCUUUUUUUCCCCUCCGCGUUAUUAAUUUUCCCUAAAAACUGUCAGAUUGUACCGACAUAAGUGAACCAAAUAAUUAUUCUAUUUAUCAUAAUGUGUCGGCCUAUCUUAUAUGUUGUAGACGUUUGCGGUGACUUCGUUUCUUUUUUCUAGAGUGAUUCUUUUUCACAUACACUAGAGUUAACUGGUCGAAGCCACUCUUAACAUUGAUGUAAGCCGGCUUUAAAAGCAUACUCGCUCGUUUGUUUGAUUGAAUAUAAAGUUAUAUCCCAUUCAUAUCCAGCUGCUAAAAGAUUUCUUGAAGGAUUAAAUAUUCAGGGGUCUACUUCAGGCACAUCAAGAUUUAACAAACACAAGUUGGCAGUAAAACAUAUUAAACUCGCAAUGGUGUGGACAAAUGAUUGAUAAAUAUUUAACCAGGCUGCACAAAAUAACUCCCAA
Molecule: messenger RNA, 2616 nt
Organism: Pocillopora damicornis (cauliflower coral)
Lineage: Eukaryota; Metazoa; Cnidaria; Anthozoa; Scleractinia; Pocilloporidae
Product: QRFP-like peptide receptor
Biological process (GO): G protein-coupled receptor signaling pathway
Cellular component (GO): plasma membrane
Molecular function (GO): G protein-coupled receptor activity
Source: RefSeq, a predicted model, not a curated record